This is a messenger RNA of Brugia pahangi, 210 nucleotides long. The record is from the annotation of a GenBank genome assembly. NCBI's taxonomy places the organism in Eukaryota, Metazoa, Nematoda, Chromadorea, Rhabditida, Onchocercidae.
AUGGAUGGCACUAUCAAAGGCAGAUGCUGGAUUAGAAUCGAUCCAUAUCAUCGAACAGCCAUGCUAGAUGAGCAUGGAACUAGAAAUUGUUCGCAAACAUUCAGACAACAUCAGCUGUGCCUUAUUGAAAACAUUAGCUACGAUAAUUCAUCAGACGCUUUUUCCGUGCGACUUAAACUUUAUCGAUGUCGAAAAAUGCAAACUAUGUAA